AUUCACACUAUUCUAACCAUUGAAAAAAAUAGCGAGAGUAAUGUUUUGUGCUUUGUUUAAUGAUUCAGAGCUGGCGGGGUGAUGCACUCUCUUUAGAUCCUUUGUUUGCACAGAGAAGCACCUCUGAAAUAAGGGAUGAUUUGGGUCCUGGUGGAGAAAUAAGAAAAAAUGGUCAAAUCACCUCUUAGAAAAAAACCAAGGGAGAUUUUAUCUAACUUGCCACUAUUCAAAAGAGAAAGACUAUACUUAAAUGUUACAAGGACCAGUUAAAAGUGUGGCAACUAAUUAUCCUUUGUAUGUAUCCAAUUUUUUGUGUGCUUUACUGGUAGGUAGAAAUAGAUGCCAUAGUAUCAUUUUGGAAAAAAAAAAAAAUCCAGGUAUGAAACGCCCAGUUUAGUUUUUCCUUGCUUGGAGGAAGGUUUUCAUUGCUCUGUCACUGAGUUGGCCUUUCUCUGUGUGUGCUGGAGUGAGCAGGAAUCGGUCCCCUCUGGUCACGAGCAGAUUGGGAGGUUUGUACUCUUGUCUUUCUGCCUCUGCAGAGCUGCUAAGGAGCCACCAGAGAGGAGAGGGCAGGGCUGGUGAAGAAUCUAGGUGGGAAGCUCACAAGUACCAUAGGGAAGCGAGAAACUUAUUCUAGGUAAAGUGCAGCCCCAUGCUCAGAAUAAUUAAAAACCUACAGCCUUAGAGGUUUUGUUUUGUUUUCUUAAACAAAGACAUAACCCUAUUUACAGCAUAGCUUGAGCACAAACAUUCUUUUUGAAUUAUCUUUUCACAGAACCAUAAAAUUAACUUUCUGCUAAUACACUAGCCUUGAUAAGACGCUAAGGCAUUACAAUGAUGCCCUUAACACUGAUACAUACAUAGAUAUAGAUACACAGACAGAUGGAUAUCUAUACCUAUGUUGGUUUAAGGCUUUAUCAUAGUGGUAGAAUGUGUCAAAAUUGGGCCUGAAACUAGUGGUAAGCAAAGUUAAGAAUGUUCUGUAGCUUAACCUAAACUGGACCUUUGGUAGAACUUUAAUCUGGCUUUUGUAACUCAUUUUAAAGUAAAGAAAGUUAAUAAGGGCUAUGUGGAUUCAGUCUCGAGGACAGAGUGAGAGGCAAUCCUCUGAAGAUCUUAUUGCCAUUGGUUUUAAGAACAUGAUUAAAGGCAAUGAGAUCAGCCACAUGCUAAACGGUGAUAAAUUUAGAGACAAAAAUCUAAUUAUAAUAGUAGUUCAUUAAUGUUAAAAUAAAAGAUCCUACUUUCUGAAAGCAAUAAUAUUUACUGAGUUCCUCCGAUGUUUGGGGCACCCAAUGAAGCCUUGGUCCCCUCCCUCCAGGACUGUUCCCGUGGUAGUCGGAGGUCAGUGGUAGUGAAAUAAGGGAUGAUUUGGGUCCCACAGAAGGUGUCUGUCCUGAGGAGUGGACACCCCAGCAGAGAAGGAAUCUGGGGGCUGGAGGGAGUGAAGGCUGUGAGGGCCUGGGCAGGGGCAAAAAGUCAUGCACUUUAAUUGAACAUUUAGUACCAGCUAAGUAGGGUUCCUACGCAUGAAGCCUUACCUGAUCAGCUCGAUGUAAAUUUGUUUGGCUCCUGCUGAAACAGACAGUACCCUCGGGUGGAAAUGAAAACAAGUCUCCCUGACGCUGGUCUGUGUUGCUGAGUGUUUCUGUGGCAGGUGCAUGUGUGUGCUUCUCUGUUCCCUCAAAGUCAGUGGUCAAAGCUGGUUGAAUAUCAGCAUCGAAGAAUACAUGGUAUAGUGUUAUUUAGAGGAGAGGGAUCUGUUUGAUUCUGUAACAUGUAAAGCUAAUAUGUCUUCCAAGAAGGAUUCUGGCUUGGAGGAUUGUAAAGGAACAUUAGGAAAACUAGAAUUACAGAAAGCUGGGAAAUACUUUGCGGAGUUUUCUUCACACAGUGGCCUUGAAUUAGUGUGUAAAGAAUAGUUUUUAUUAAGAUGAAAUCAGUUUUUCCCUUUUGGACUAUUUUUAAGUCACCAUUUGAAUGGACGCCAAUUCAUAGCCUGCAGGUGUGCCCGCAUCUUGUUCCUGCCCUAGGGAGAGCUCGUCACCAGGUGAGAGGGGGCCUCCGAAGAAGCAGGCACGGCUUAGACUGGGAAGGGUGGGCCAGGUGGAAAGGUAGUGUGAUGGAACAGAACCUCCUUUUGCACAAUCCGAGUAGCAGGACCAAGUGUGGAGCAUGUGAAGAACUCAAAAAGGUCCGGUAAGGACUUUAUUGUGACAGCAACGAGAUGUCAGGAAAAUGAAUUAGAUAAGAGUGACAUGUUUAGAUCAGUUUAGAUCAGAAAGGCUACUGUGGCCUGCAGCAUGAGAAGAGAUUGGUUGGGGAGUGAGCACUCCAACAGGCAGGGAGAGCUGGAGACUGUCGCGGUUAUCCAGGGAGAUGCGACAGUGGUCUGAGCUAGCUAGCGAGGAUGGAGAGAAGUGAAGGGAUUCCAAAGGGAGGGAGAGUUUGAUGGGACUUGGACCCAUCAGUCAGGGGCUGAGUGGGUGGUUGUUCAGAGUUCUGACUGGGUUAAGGUGCUGUAGUUCAUCAAGUCAGAGAACACAGGCAAGGAGUGGAAGUGAGGUUGGUGUGCGUAAGAAGGAAACAAAUUCAGAUCCUGAAAUCUGGAGUACUGAAUUGCAGAAACGAAGUGGCAUAGAAUAGGAGGAGAACAAAAACAAAAAAGGCUGAAACGGGACACAAAAUUAACUUGAAUGAAGAAAAGAUUCACAGCACUUAAAUUGAACACUUAGUACUAGUUAACUUGGGUCUCUACGUGCCUUACAUGAUUAGUUAAGUGUAAAUUUGUUUGAUUUCUGCUAAAAUAGUACCCUCAAGUGGCAAUUAAAACAACAGCAAACCAUACAUCUCUCAAAUGCUGGUCUAUACAUCAAAUAUUAUAGAUUUACAAGCGGGGAGACCUGAGGACAGGCCCCAGGUUGACUGUCUUCAGGAGUUAUUUGUGAACUAUAACUGAUUCAGACUCUUACAAUACUUAAAGAUGUGUUAGUGAGGAUAAAGUUAAGUGAUUUGGUCAUACCACUGUUUCAAAAGAAAAUUUGAAAUUCAAUAAGUAAGAAGUUAUCACAAUUUUCUUUUGAAAUAGUGCUAUGACCAAAUCAUUUAACUUUAUUCUGACCAAUCUGUGUAAAAUAGCAUCGUCCCCUCCAGCCUCUUCUCUGUUUACAUUUCUCCAUAGCAGUUAUCACCCGCUGAUAUGCUAAGUAUUUACUUGUUUGUUUUUCUUCUGUCCUUUCUCUUCCCCUUACUCAUCUAGGAUGUUAUCUCUACCAGGAAAAGACUUUGUUUUGCUUACUACUAUAUCCCCAGCGUCUAGCUUAGUUCCCGGCACAUAUAUGCAUGUAUGUAGGAGCACUCCAGCCCGAGUUUCUGGAAGAUCAAUACCAGAUUCCAGAGGUUAGAAGGACUGACAGGUCUCCCAAAGCCUCCACGCCCGCGUGUGAGCUGUGAGCGUUACAUCCAUCCCUGUUUCUGAGGAUGGCAUCUACGUUUGGCGACGAUCCUCUUGCUAAAGUUCACAAAGCACUUCAAAGUCAGGAGUCGCCGCCUAACCCAGGCCGCGAUGCCCUUCCCGGGGCCCUCGGUGCACGCCCCCCGCUGACCACCUGGGAGCACCGGCGCGCACAGCCCACCGCACACUCCCCGCGAGCGGAGCCAGACGGCGGCGGCGGCGAGACCCAGCCCCCGGGGCAGAGCGCCGCUACCCCAACCUGCUAGCUGUCUGCCGCCCGGUCUCCCACGCCUCCACCCCUCCCCUCCCCUCCCCGGCCGUCCCCGCCGGUCCAUCCCCGCGCCCGCCGCCGCCUCCCUGGGAAGCUUGUCCCUCGCCACCCGCCGUAGCCCGGCGCUGGCCGGUCGCCGUCUCCAAGAUGGCCGCGGCGCGAGCGGCUCCUGCGGCGGGCUAGAGGCGGAGGCGGAGCCGAGUCACUCCUGCACUCCGGGGCUCCGGUCCCCCGCGCCAGGCUGCAGCUUACUGCCCGCCGCGGCCAUGCGGGGCUCCGUGCACGGAUGAGAGAAGCCGCCGCCGCCGCCGAGCUGGUCCCGCCGCCCGCCUUCGCCGUCACUCCCGCCGCCGCCAUGGAGGAGCCGCCGCCGCCGCCGCCGGAACCCGAACCCGAGCCGGAGCGCUGCAGGGCGGCGAGACAAGAGUGCGCCUUGGGAGAUUCAGCUUGUAAGAAUUCUGAGUCUGAUCCUGAGGACUUUUCAGAUGAAACAAAUACAGAGAACCUUUACGGUCCCUCUCCCCCCAGCACGCCUCGGCAGAGGAAGCGUCUGUCAACCAAACACCAGAGGAAUAAUGUAGGGCGGCCCACCAGUCGAGCUAAUGUGAAAGAAAAAAUGAAUGCACCAAACCAACCUCCACAUAAAGACACUGGAAAAACUGUGGAGAAUGUGGAAGAAUACAGCUAUAAGCAGGAGAAAAAGGUCCGAGCAGCUCUUAGAACGACGGAGCCGGAUCAUAAGAAGAACGUGCAGUGCUCGUUCAUGUUGGACCCAGUGGGUGGGUCUUUGCCCAAAAAAUCAAUUCCAGAUGUGGAUCUCAAUAAGCCUUACCUCAGUCUUGGCUGCAGCAAUGCUAAGCUUCCGGUGUCUGUGCCCAUGCCGAUAGCCAGAACUGCACGCCAGACUUCUAGGACUGACUGUCCAGCAGAUCGCUUAAAAUUUUUUGAAACUCUACGACUUCUACUAAAGCUUACCUCAGUCUCAAAGAAGAAGGACAGGGAGCAAAGAGGACAGGAAAAUACGUCUGCUUUCUGGUUUAACCGAUCUAAUGAACUGAUCUGGUUAGAGCUACAAGCCUGGCAUGCAGGACGGACCAUUAACGACCAGGACCUCUUUUUAUAUACAGCCCGUCAAGCCAUCCCAGAUAUUAUCAAUGAAAUCCUUACUUUCAAAGUUAAUUAUGGGAGCUUUGCCUUUGUUAGAAAUGGAGCUAGUUUUAAUGGUACUUUGGUAGAAGGGCAGUGCAGAGCCCCUCAUGGGACAAAGGUGGUGGGUUACCCAACAUAUCAUGAGCACCUCCAACGCCAGAGGGUGUCAUUUGAGCAGGUCAAACGGAUAAUGGAGCUGCUGGAGUACAUAGAGGCACUUUAUCCAUCGUUGCAGGCUCUUCAAAAGGACUAUGAAAAAUACGCUGCAAAAGACUUCCAGGACAGGGUGCAGGCACUCUGUUUGUGGUUAAACAUCACAAAAGACUUAAAUCAGAAAUUAAGGAUUAUGGGCACUGUUUUGGGCAUCAAGAAUUUAUCCGACAUUGGCUGGCCAGUGUUUGAAAUCCCUUCCCCACGACCGUCCAAAGGCAAUGAGCCCGAAGAUGAGGGUGAGGACACAGAAAGAGAAUUGAAAGAGUUGGAAAGCAGUACGGACGAGAGUGAAGGAGAACAAAUCUCUGAUCCAAGGGUACCAGAAACCAGGCAGCCCACUGACAACAGUUUCAACAUCCAGUCACCGGAUUGCGUAACUAAGAAGCUCGAGAGGCUUGAAUCUGAGGACGAUUCUGUUGGCUGGGGAACACCAGACUGCAGCACAGAAGCAGGCUUUAGUAGACAUUGUCUGACUUCUAUUUAUAGACCAUUUGUAGACAAAGCACUGAAGCAGAUGGGGUUAAGAAAGUUAAUUCUAAGACUUCACAAGCUGAUGGAUGGUUCCUUGCAAAGGGCACGUAUAGCACUGGUAAAGAGUGACCGUCCAGUGGAGUUUUCUGAAUUUCCGGAUCCCAUGUGGGGUUCUGAUUACGUGCAGCUGUCCAGGACGCCGCCUUCCUCGGAGCAGAAAUGCAGCGCUGUCUCGUGGGAUGAGCUAAAGUCCAUGGAUUUACCCUCAUUCGAACCUGCCUUCCUGGUCCUCUGUCGAGUCCUUCUGAAUGUCAUACACGAAUGUCUCAAGUUAAGGUUGGAACAGAGACCUGCUGGAGAACCAUCUCUCUUGAGUAUUAAGCAGCUGGUGAGAGAGUGUAAGGAGGUGCUGAAGGGUGGCCUUCUGAUGAAGCAGUACUACCAGUUCAUGCUGCACGAGGUCCUGGACCACCUGGAGGAGACCGACUGCAACAUCGACGCCUUCGAGGAGGAUCUGCACAAAAUGCUGAUGGUAUAUUUUGAUUACAUGAGAAGCUGGAUCCAAAUGCUACAGCAAUUACCUCAGGCAUCUCAUAGUUUAAAGAAUCUGUUAGAAGAAGAAUGGAAUUUCACCAAAGAAAUAAUCCAUUACAUCCGGGGAGGAGAAGCACAGGCUGGAAAACUUUUCUGUGACAUUGCAGGAAUGCUGCUGAAAUCUACAGGAAGUUUUCUAGAAUCUGGCUUACAGGAGAGCUGUGCAGAGUUUUGGACCAGUGCCGAUGAUAGUAGUGCUUCAGAUGAAAUAAGGAGAUCUGUUAUAGAGAUCAGUCGAGCACUGAAGGAGCUCUUUCACGAGGCUAGAGAAAGAGCCUCCAAAGCACUUGGAUUUGCUAAAAUGCUGAGAAAGGACCUGGAAAUAGCUGCAGAGUUCAUACUUUCAGCCCCAGUUAGAGACCUUCUGGAUGUCCUGAAAUCAAAACAGUACGUUAAGGUACAAAUUCCUGGCUUAGAAAACUUGCAGGUGUUUGUUCCAGACACCCUUGCUGAGGAGAAGAGUAUUAUUUUGCAGUUACUCAAUGCAGCCGCAGGAAAGGACUGCUCGAAAGACUCAUACGAACUACUAAUUGACGCCUAUCUGCUUCUAACGAAACAUAGUGACCGCACUCAGGACUCAGAUGGCAGCUGGGCCACGUGGGAGGCACAGCCUGUCAAAAUUGUGCCUCAGGUGGAGACUGUCGAUACCUUGAGAAGCAUGCAGGUGGAUAAUCUUUUACUAGUUGUCAUGGAGUCUGCGCAUCUCAUAAUUCAUAGAAAAACUUUCCAGCAGUCCACUGAAGGACUCAUGACUCUACGCCAGGAGCAGACAUCCAGUCAGCCCGUCAUCGCCAGAGCUUUGCAGCAGCUGAAGAAUGAUGCAUUAGAGCUUUGCAACAGAAUAAGUGAUGCCAUUGACCGAGUGGACCACAUGUUCACUUCAGAAUUUGACGCUGAAGUUGAUGAAUCUGAAUCUGCUACGUUGCAGCAGUAUUAUCGAGAAGCCAUGAUUCAAGGGUACAAUUUUGGGUUCGAGUAUCAUAAAGAAGUCGUUCGUUUGAUGUCUGGCGAGUUUAGACAGAAGAUAGGAGACAAGUAUAUAAGCUUUGCCCGGAAAUGGAUGAAUUACGUCCUGACUAAAUGUGAGAGUGGUAGAGGGACAAGACCCAGGUGGGCAACUCAAGGUUUUGACUUCCUGCAAGCCAUUGAACCUGCUUUCAUUUCAGCUUUACCAGAAGAUGACUUCCUGAGUUUACAAGCCCUGAUGAAUGAAUGCAUUGGCCAUGUAAUAGGAAAGCCACACAGUCCUAUUACAGCCAUUCAUCGGAACAGCCCCCGUCCUGUGAAGGUACCGCGAUGCCAUAGCGACCCUCCUAACCCGCAUCUGAUUAUCCCAACUCCAGAGGGAUUCAGCACCCGGAGCGUGCCUGCGGACACGCGGAGCCUCAGCAGCCCCGCCGCUGCCACUGUCACUGCCACCGCCGCCAGCGGUCGCCCCGGCCCCUCCGGCAGCGACUCUGCGCCGCCCAAACCCAUCAGCAGUGCCCAUGAGACCAGGGGUUCCAGCGUCCCUGAGAAUGAUCGAUUGGCUUCCAUAGCGGCCGAAUUGCAGUUUAGGUCCCUGAGUCGUCACUCGAGCCCCACCGAGGAGCGAGAUGAACCAGCGUAUCCAAAAGGUGAUUCAAGUGGGUCAAGUCGAAGAAGUUGGGAACUUCGGACACUUAUCAGUCAGACUAAGGAUACUGCUUCUAGGCAAGGACCCAUAGAAGCUAUUCAGAAGUCAGUCCGACUGUUCGAAGAAAAGAGAUAUCGAGAAAUGAGGAGAAAGAAUAUCAUUGGUCAAGUUUGUGAUACCCCUAAGUCUUAUGACAAUGUUAUGCACGUUGGCUUGAGGAAGGUGACCUUUAAGUGGCAAAGAGGAAACAAAAUUGGGGAAGGGCAGUAUGGGAAGGUCUAUACCUGUAUCAACGUGGACACCGGUGAACUGAUGGCCAUGAAGGAGAUUCGCUUUCAACCUAAUGACCACAAAACUAUCAAAGAAACGGCAGACGAACUGAAAAUCUUCGAAGGCAUCAAGCACCCCAAUCUGGUUCGGUAUUUUGGUGUGGAGCUGCAUAGGGAAGAGAUGUACAUCUUCAUGGAGUACUGUGACGAGGGCACCCUAGAGGAGGUGUCGAGGCUGGGACUUCAGGAGCACGUCAUCAGGCUGUAUUCUAAGCAGAUCACCGUCGCAAUCAAUGUCCUCCACGAGCAUGGCAUAGUUCACCGUGACGUUAAAGGUGCCAACAUCUUCCUUACCUCAUCUGGACUGAUCAAGCUGGGAGAUUUUGGAUGUUCAGUAAAGCUUAAAAACAAUGCUCAGACCAUGCCUGGGGAGGUGAAUAGCACGCUGGGGACAGCAGCAUACAUGGCCCCAGAAGUCAUCACUCGCGCCAAAGGAGAAGGCCACGGGCGUGCGGCCGACAUCUGGAGUCUGGGGUGUGUCGUCAUAGAGAUGGUGACUGGCAAGAGACCUUGGCAUGAAUAUGAGCACAACUUUCAGAUUAUGUACAAAGUGGGAAUGGGGCAUAAGCCACCAAUCCCUGAAAGAUUAAGCCCAGAAGGAAAGGACUUCCUUUCUCACUGCCUAGAAAGCGAGCCCAGGAUGAGGUGGACGGCCAGCCAGCUCCUCGACCAUUCCUUCGUCAAGGUUUGCACAGAUGAAGAAUGAAGCUAAUCAGUCUGUGGCCUAGUAGUGUGUGUACUCGGAAAAUUCUCUUAAUCACUACUGUAUGUAAUAUUUACAUAAAGACUGUGCUGAGAAGCAGUAUAAGCCUUUUUAACCUUCCAAGACUGAAGACUGCACAGGUGACAAGCGUCACUUCUCCUGCUGCUCCUGUUUGUUCGACGUGGCACGGGGCCCUCCUGAGUGAUGGUGUCCACGAGGUAAAGAAGCUGCAUGUUAAGUGCCAUUACUACUGUACACGGACCAUCACCUCCGUCACCUCCAUUUCUCGGGUGACUGAGAACCGUGACAUCAGUGUAGUAUUUUUGACCUUUCUAGGUUCAAAAGCAGUUGUAGUGUUAUCAGGCGUCCUGGGCCUUGUUAAUCUCUUGUUUGUCGAGUGCACUGACUGUGAAACCUUACCUGUUGUUGUUGUUGUUGGCAAGCCACAGGUUUGUUAUGCAAAAGGCUGAUUAAUGAAAUUUAAGAAAAAGGUUCUUUUUUCAAUAAAUGGUUUAUUUUAGGAAAGCUCAGUUAUAUUGUCUUUUAAUGGUUAUCAGCUUCAGAGCCAACACAUUAUCUGAUACAGAGGUCUGUCCUUGUCACUCAUGUGUUCCUCAACAGAAGGGGUACAAUCAAGUGUGCUGAAGGUGGGCGCUGGGUUAGGAGUUCCUUUAGGGUCUAGAAUCGCCUUGCUGCAAAGGGAAAGAGAGAAAUGAAACAACACUAAGGAUGUAAGAGGCCCUUUUAAAUCUUUGUAUAUUAACUGCAAGUUUAUAACAGAUAAAAGUUUAAGCCUUGUUAUCACAUGUUGGCGGCUCAGUUUAUUUUCAUAUCAAGAUAUAUAGGUACUGGGUCAAUGUAAAUACUGCUGAAUAAUCUCUUGACAAGAAAGCAUCUUUUUCAGAAUGUAAAUAUUUCAGCAGUUAGUUUUCUAAAAUAGCCCAAAUUAUAUGUCAUUGAUGGUGUUCUUUUCUUUCUUUCUGCUAUUAAAUUUUUUUAAAGAUUGAC
Molecule: messenger RNA, 9807 nt
Organism: Globicephala melas (long-finned pilot whale)
Lineage: Eukaryota; Metazoa; Chordata; Mammalia; Artiodactyla; Delphinidae
Gene: MAP3K4
Product: mitogen-activated protein kinase kinase kinase 4
Biological process (GO): protein phosphorylation; MAPK cascade
Molecular function (GO): protein kinase activity; ATP binding
Source: RefSeq, a predicted model, not a curated record